Molecule: messenger RNA, 252 nt
Organism: Penicillium roqueforti
Lineage: Eukaryota; Fungi; Ascomycota; Eurotiomycetes; Eurotiales; Aspergillaceae
Exons: 2
Coding region: 1-252 (83 amino acids)
Source: RefSeq, a predicted model, not a curated record
AUGCGAAUGCGAACGGCCAAAGCGAACUACGCCGUUGUACGCAUAAAGUACUCUAUGAUAUACGGCCUCGGUCUGUUGUAUGUCGCCCUAAGCACUGCGGCAUACAUCGUCUCUCUAGCGCCGCGCACUAUUAUCACAAUAAUACUUUCCAUCUUGCUAUGUGGAGACCAACAUGGAUAUCAUGCACAUCUAUGGAGCGUCGCCACUAUCCCAGCCCAGCUGGAACGUGUUCCCGUCCAGUUCGCAAGAUAA